UUCAGAAAGAAGGUUUAAACCUUUGAAGAUACUUAUUCUCCCAUUACUCUUCAACAUCUUGGUCCUGCUCAAUUCUGUGGUUCCUGAUGAAACAAAUCAUUAAAAUUCUGCUUGUUUUGGAAAAUUUGCAAGAGAAGACAACUUGCACCUUGCAUGGUCACACCCUCCAUUUCUGCUUAUAAAAGGAGCAUGCAUGGUGCUUCCUUUCUACACAUAUCUUCAAGACUCUUCCUAGCACUAUACUGUAGAGUUUCUCAACCUUUCUUAAUUAGUUCCAUCUCUCUGUUGAAGUUGAGCACUACCAUAUACCAGUAGUUCACUACAUUUGAAACCUUAGGCAAUACUCUAUAUAUAUCUAGUUACCUUAACUAACUAUCAGAAAUGGCAUCAAGCUCAAUGUCAGCUACAGGUUCAUGGAGUGCUAAGGACAACAAGGCCUUUGAAAGGGCUCUAGCUGUUUAUGACAAGGACACCCCUGACCGAUGGAACAAUGUUGCCCUUGCUGUUGGAGGGAAAACUCCUGAUGAAGUGAAAAGGCACUAUGAGCUACUCCUCAGAGACAUUACUGAAAUUGAAUCAGGCCAAGUUCCAUUCCCAAACUACAAGAAAACUGCUGAAUCUGAUGAAGAGGGGAAAAGGCUGAAAAACAUGAAGCUCCAGUGACCAGACAAUAGGAAUCAACAACAGAUAAUUUGUGAUUUUCACCACCCACCAAGUUUUCUAGAAUCCUUAUUGUAGUACCUAGUGGUGUUACAUGCAUACUGAUAUGUAGCACCAAUGCCGAGUAGUAUUACUGUUAUUUCAUAAGAAUCGCAUCCCAUGAUUCCAUGCUUGUCAUUCAGUUCAAUCUGUUUAGAAGAAUAAAUGACUCUGUCGUAGUUCCCAUUCAUAAUAAAGUUUCAAUUUAAUGUUCU
Messenger RNA from Vigna angularis (adzuki bean), 914 nucleotides. RefSeq names its product protein RADIALIS-like 3. Gene Ontology annotation, molecular function: DNA-binding transcription factor activity. Bases 382 to 663 code for a protein of 93 amino acids. Lineage: Eukaryota; Viridiplantae; Streptophyta; Magnoliopsida; Fabales; Fabaceae. The record is from RefSeq and is a predicted model, not a curated record. The transcript has 2 exons.